CUUACCUGGGACUGGAGAGGGCGAGGGAGGUCUGAGCGGCCCAAGGUGGAUCCCCGAGAGCAGAGCCAGCGACCACCCCCUGGGCCCGUCUGUCGGUGGCGAUCUUAGAAACUAGAAUGAACCGAAGCAUUCCCGUGGAGGUUGAUGAAUCAGAACCAUUCCCGAGUCAGUUGCUGAAUCCGAUCCCAGAAUACUCUCCAGAAGAGGAAUUGGAACCACCUGCUCCCAAUACAAGGAACAUGGCACCCAGCAGCUUGUCUGUGCUCCAGUGCCCUCCCCUGAAACUCGCAAAUCACCAGCCUGUGUCACAACAGGUCACCUGCCUGCGAGCUAAAGUCCUAGAGGAAGGUGAAGCCAGUUUCUUUAGAAGGCACCCUGAACUUGGCAAAGAUAUUUCCUCAUGCUCCUCUGGAGCCAGCGAGCCUGAGUCUGAGCUUGGAGCCCUCCCUCCAGAGCAUCGGUUCACACUUAUGGAAAAACGCAAUAGAUGGCUGGGAUCUCGGCUUUCAGCAGCUUCUCCUGACACUGGCCAUGAAUCAGACAAAUCAGACCCAAGUUUACCUAAUGCUUUGGCAGACUCCCUCAGUGGUGGCCAAGAGAUGAUGCCCCGGCCCCGGCCCCGGUCUGGGCCCCACAGACACAGGGCAGCCCCAGAUGUGCCCACGAUAGACACUGGCUAUGAUUCCCAGCCCCAAGAUGUCCUGGGCAUCAGGCAGCUGGAGAGGCCAUUGCCCCUCACUUCCUCAUGUUACCUGCAGGACCUCCCUGGGCCUCUGAGGUCCAGGGAAUUGCCACCUCAGUUUGAACUUGAGAGGUAUCCAAUGAACGCCCAGCUGCUGCCGCCCCAUCCUUCCCCACAGGCCCCAUGGAACUGUCAGUACUACUGCCCCGGAGGGCCCUACCACCACCAGGUGCCACAUGGCCAUGGCUACCCUCCAGCAGCAGCCUACCAGCAAGUCCUCCAGCCUGCUCUGCCUGGGCAGGUCCUUCCUGGGGCAAGGGAAAGAGGCCCACGCCCUGUGCAGAAGGUCAUCCUGAAUGACUCCAGCCCCCAAGACCAAGAAGAGAGGCCUGCACAGAGAGACUUCUCUUUCCAGAGGCUCCCAAGGGACCAGCUCUACCGCCUACCAUCUAAUGGAGUGGAAGCCCCUGAGGAGUCCUUGGACCUUCCUGCAGAGCUGAGACCACAUGGUCCCCAGGCUCCAUCCUUAGCUGCCGUGCCUAGACCCCCUAGCAACCCCUUAGCCCGAGGAACUCUAAAAACCAGCAAUUUGCCAGAAGAAUUACGGAAAGUCUUUAUCACUUAUUCUAUGGACACAGCCAUGGAGGUGGUGAAAUUUGUGAACUUUCUGUUGGUGAACGGCUUCCAAACUGCGAUUGACAUAUUUGAGGAUAGAAUCCGGGGUAUUGAUAUCAUUAAAUGGAUGGAGCGCUAUCUUCGAGAUAAGACAGUGAUGAUAAUCGUAGCAAUCAGCCCCAAAUACAAACAGGAUGUGGAAGGCGCUGAGUCGCAGCUGGACGAGGACGAGCACGGCUUACAUACUAAAUACAUUCAUCGGAUGAGAGGCAAGUGAAACAUGGGAAGGACACUUCUGUCAUGCCAAAAAAGCACGUGUCACAUUAGCUUCCUAAGCACAGGCUAUGCAGCCAUGGCCCAAGUUCUUAAAUCCUGCCCUUCUGCAACCCUGUUCACAAAAUGGAUCAUCACUAUACACGGUGCUGUGAAGAUAAGUGAAGUGAUUUCAAAGCAUUUGGCACAAGAAAACACUUAACCAAAGAGAUAUUUGUUCUUUUAUGAUAGGUGGGGAACAUUCUACUGCCAAAUCUGUGCCGUGGGGCUUGGUUACACUUAAACCAUGGGAGAAUUUAGAAGGAAUCAAACUUGCUCAACAACUUGGAGGAAAUAUUACCUAGCUUCAGAACUGUUUUAUAGACUGCUUGUCAUCUCGUCCUUUGUAGAUUUAGAGAUACGUUAGAGAUCAUUUCUAUUUAACUAGGAAGCCAGACUAGACCUGUGACCUUCACACUGUCCUGUGGGAACUAUGUGUCUGAAGGCAAGAGUGACCCUGGUUUCUCUGGCUUGUUUGUUUACCAAGGAUUCUGACAUUAGAGAAAGAGCAGGGAAGUCACUGGACUUGAACUCACAAGCCCAGUUUCAGUCUCAUCCGGCAUCACCCCUCACUGCAAAGACUAAGUAAGCAGCAUAGGGCAGGACGCAGUCAGUAGCCUCAGGCCACCUUUUCCCCAGGGGAAAGCAAAGUUGACCACCAUCCACCCUGUGGGUAGAGGGCAGGGAAGGUGUGUAAGCAGCAUCCUUAUCAUCUGAGUCUUUAGGAUCUCUGUCAGUGUGAACCACUUGUUUGAAUUUACAACCCAAAGUGGAAGCUAAGGUAAGGUGGUAAAAUUCAAGGGUCUGGCUAAGGGUCGGGAACUAAGUCUGCCUCAUAUCCAAUCUUACCCAGUGCCAGCCUGUGGAGUCUGAAAAAUAGUAUUCUUAGAAAUAAACUGAUCCAUGAAGGUCAUGACUGACUCUGGAUAUUUCUAUCCCUUAGCUGUCUGAAUCCUGUCUGCACAUUCCCAGAAUAUUGACAUUCUGUCUACAUCUCUAAGAACCUGCCAGUCCCAGGAACCAGCAGUUGGUACUUGGGAAGGACUCCAGGUCCCUACCAGUUCCUGGACAAACCUGUUUAGUUGUGCUAGUAUAUUGAAAAGCCAGCCAGUAAUACACACAGUUCAACCCAAUGACUGUGCCAGCUAUAGCCAUGUGGUCUCCAAAUUUGGUUUCUUGGCCCUAAUGUCUUUGGCUUCUCCUCAUCACAGGAGGGAGGGACUAGAUGUGCCAUCAAUAUCUCCCUAUUCAUAGGCUGACUUCCUGGCCUCCUCUAGGCACCUGAGUAGUUACUACACAAAUCAAACGAUGUCAUUAGAAAGCCAUUCUCUGAAAGAAAGUAUGAGAGACAAUAAAAGUAUACUGCUGAGGACUUGUCUUUGACAGAGCGGGAGCCUAGUGGACAAACCAAGUAGCCCACAUUGCCCUUGAAGCUGGAAUGAACCCUCCCUCUACUUUAACUCAGCCCCUGACUGCAGGCGCUUACUUCGAGAUGGCAUGGCUGGUACUUGAACUGAGUAUGUGGCAUAUGCUUUUGGUGUUGUCUUCUGUUUGGAAGGGAGCUGGCUCUGAGAAGACCCGGGUGGCAGA
Messenger RNA from Mus caroli (Ryukyu mouse), 3199 nucleotides. It is a transcript of the gene Traf3ip2, whose product is annotated as TRAF3 interacting protein 2. NCBI's taxonomy places the organism in Eukaryota, Metazoa, Chordata, Mammalia, Rodentia, Muridae. The record is from RefSeq and is a predicted model, not a curated record. Gene Ontology annotation, biological process: positive regulation of canonical NF-kappaB signal transduction; humoral immune response.